UAUAUAUCAAACAAAUAUAUAUUACGUCUAUGGUUUGCAUAGAUAGUAAUUUUAGGUUAAAAUUUUUGUAUAUUUAUAAUAAAUUAAAUAUCUUUUGUAGUUGAAAUACAUAAAUAAUAUAUCGUUUGUGAAACUAAAAUUUAAAAAGGAAUUAGAAUGACAACAAUUAGGCCAUUUAAUUGUGAAGAUAUGUUAAAAUUUAAUAAUGUAAACUUGGAUCCUCUUACUGAGACAUAUGGCUUGUCAUUUUAUACACAAUAUCUGGCGCAUUGGCCUGAGUACUUUCAAGUCGCAGAAUCUCCAAAUGGAGAAAUUAUGGGUUACAUAAUGGGAAAAGCUGAAGGCCAUGGUGAAAACUGGCAUGGCCAUGUCACAGCACUGACAGUAAGCCCUGACUACAGACGGCUGGGCCUUGCAGCAACCCUCAUGAAGAUACUCGAGGAUGUCUCUGAAAAAAAGAAGGCUUAUUUUGUGGAUUUGUUUGUGAGAGUUAGCAAUAAAGUAGCAAUAAACAUGUAUAAAAACUUGGGAUACAUAGUCUACAGAACAGUAUUGGAAUAUUAUUCAGGAGAUCCUGAUGAAGAUGCCUACGAUAUGAGAAAAGCCUGUUCCCGAGAUGUAAAUAAGAAGUCAGUGGUACCAUUAGCACAUCCUGUCCGGCCUGAAGAUGUGGAUUAAAAUAUUUUAAUAAAAUUUACCAACUAA
Molecule: messenger RNA, 705 nt
Organism: Galleria mellonella (greater wax moth)
Lineage: Eukaryota; Metazoa; Arthropoda; Insecta; Lepidoptera; Pyralidae
Gene: Naa20A
Product: N-alpha-acetyltransferase 20
Exons: 5
Coding region: 157-678 (173 amino acids)
Biological process (GO): N-terminal peptidyl-methionine acetylation
Cellular component (GO): NatB complex
Molecular function (GO): protein-N-terminal amino-acid acetyltransferase activity
Source: RefSeq, a predicted model, not a curated record